AUGAUCCGUAUUGAAAUGCUGGGGGGGAGAGAGUUUAAAUGCGCCGAAGCAGGCGAGGCUAGCUCUGUUUAUUCGAACAACGGCGAAUUCUGUCCAAUCAACAAAGAUGCCCUUCUGAAAGGCGCGCAGCUCACAGACUCCCUAUCUAUCGGCGGCUCUAUAGCCGUCUUGGUGGCCUACAUCAUUGUCGUCAGAACGCUCGGAUACUUUGCUCUAAAGCUCGUUCAUACAUCUCACAAGCCCAAGAAAUCCAGUUGGAGAGAAAGCAUGUAGUAUAGACCACAUGUGUAGUAGAUCCGUUUGCAACAACUUGCUAUCAUGUGAGUUGGUCCAUCUUUAGAAAGAAGGGUAUUUAUUUUUGUUUUUAUGAUUACAUAUUUAGUGUUUCACUGGUC
Messenger RNA from Chondrus crispus (carragheen), 395 nucleotides. RefSeq lists its product as hypothetical. NCBI's taxonomy places the organism in Eukaryota, Rhodophyta, Florideophyceae, Gigartinales, Gigartinaceae. The transcript has 2 exons. The record is from RefSeq and is a predicted model, not a curated record. The coding region runs from base 1 to 273 and encodes 90 amino acids.